This is a messenger RNA of Strongyloides ratti, 1647 nucleotides long. RefSeq lists its product as hypothetical. The transcript has 5 exons. The record is from RefSeq and is a predicted model, not a curated record. Bases 1 to 1647 code for a protein of 548 amino acids. NCBI's taxonomy places the organism in Eukaryota, Metazoa, Nematoda, Chromadorea, Rhabditida, Strongyloididae.
AUGAAUAAUUUCAAAGAAAAUAUAAAAUCUAAUAAAAGAUUUACAAUAUUUCCAUACAAUAAAGUUUAUUUUUCACGUGAAGAACUUAUAAAUUAUUAUUUGCAAGAUAACCAUACACCAUUAUUCAGAAAUGAGGAACUUAAUAACUUAGCAUUAACUUGGAAUAAAAAUUUUACUAAAGAAAUAACUCAAUAUUCUCUUUUUUCUUUAAGCCGAUUACUGCCAUCUCAUUCACAUAAUUUAAUUUUUGAACACUUUGAAAAAGAAAAUCAAGAUACAGAACAAGUUAAUAAAUCAGAUAUAUUUCUCACAUUGAGAAAUACAAUAAUGAUGAAUAAAAAUAUAUCUGAUACUGUUAUAUGUCAUCAUGAGAAUGAAAAAAUUUCAAAUGCAAUGGGACCAAAUAUAGAAAUAUUAGCUUUUGGAGUAGCUGAAAUUUUACAACCUGAUUUUCACCUUAAAACAUGGACAUUUAUACAAUCGGAAGAUACAAAACUUUUGUUAAAUAUGGAAAUUAGUAAACGUUUAAUAGUUUGCAUGAAAACAACUAAUUUUGUUACAUUUUGUGAUUCACUCGAUAAAAAUGACUAUGUGGGUGCAAAUUUUUUAAAUUCUAAUGAAGCUAUAGAAUUUUUUAAUAAUUGUGAUAAGGUACAAAAAAGAAGAACAUCUAGGUUUAAAUUCUUGACAUCAAAGAAUAACUCAACAAUUUCUUUAUCUUCACCAACAUCAGACAUGUGUCAGUUAUUAUCAUCGUCAUCUUCAAUAUCAUCUGGUUCCUUGAAUGAUCAAAUGUCAAAGUUUAAAAAAUUAUGGAAUAUAAAUCCUAUUCGUCUAUUUAAAAAAAAAGCAUUUCCAAAAUGUAAUAGUUUUACAAUUACACCGGAGUGUUCUUUUAGAGAAGAAAUUGAGGAAUUUAAAAAUCGGAUUGUUAAAUCAAAUUCUUCUGAAAAAGAAUCAUUUCCAGUAUAUAAUAAAAAAACUUCACCAAUACCACCAACACCUAUAAGGAAUACAGAUUUAGAAAACAUAUCAAGAAAAGGAACUAUACGAAGUAUAUCAAAAGCUGUUAAGAAAUCACCAAAAAAUACGAAGUCUUUCUUAAAUGCACGAAAUAGCAUUAAAGUAAAUAAGAAUAAACUUCAUCAGCGAUCAACUUUAGGUUCUAUAAAAACAUUGAAAAUUCAGAAAAAGGCAUCUAGUAGUAAAAAAACAAUUGACAAAGAGGAACUUUAUAAUACACGGGAUGAAGGUAUCUCUGAUACUACUAAUAAUUCUCCUGAAAACAUCAUACCACAAGCACCACCAUUACCUCAAGAGUUAAAUUUUUCUAAAAUUAAAACUUCAACAUUAAAACCAAAUGGUAAUUUACCUUCAAAAAUUAAAGUUUUACCAACAAACCAACAUAUUUCUAACAAUCUAAUAGAUGAAAUAAAGAAUAUGAAUAUUACUAAUUUGAAAAAGGUAGACAUAAAUAAUAAAAAUUCUUUAAAUACUGAUGUUUGUGAAAAAUUAAGUGUUAUGGAAAUUCUUAGAAAAAAUCUACCUAUUAGAAGGAAUGCUUUUGAACCUGAAGAGUCCGAUGAUGAUGAUGAUGUUGACUCUGCUUGGAGUUCCUCAAACUAUCAUUCUGAUAGUGAUUUUUAG